AUGUUGAAACACCUACCUAUUUUUUUACUACUUCUUACUACCGUUCAUGCUCAGCAAUUUCAAUGGAUUCUACUUACCGAUGGAACGAGUAUGGACACGCCAGAAGCACGACGUGAUGCUGCUCUUGGUUUCGAUCAAACUUUCCUUAUUUUAUACGGUGGUCGAACUCAAACAGGGAGACCAACGCAGGAUUCCUAUGCGUUUAACCUCCAAACAGGUCAAUGGGAUACACUAACAUUUCCAUCACCACCUCCUAGUCGUUAUGGUAUGGCAUCAGCUAGUUCAAUCAACGGUGGUUUGUAUAUAUUUGGCGGCUUUGGUACUGAAGGUUCGUCUGUAUAUUAUAAUCCGUAUCUUUCACUCGGAGCGAAUCAACAAACUCCCAAUUAUAACUAUGCCACCCCACCAAAUUUCGUGCAAAAUCCUGUACUGAUGAACAAUCCUGACUUUAUCAACAAUCCUAAUUAUAAUCCUUUGAGUGGUACUGGCUACAACAAAGUCGAUAAUUAUGUCAACAACGACGAUCGCAGUGACGAAAAUUAUUAUCCAUUGCAAGAUGCUUGGUUUCUCAGCUAUGCAUCAAAAACUUGGCUGCAAACGCAAACAUCGCAAUAUGCACGUGGAUUUGGUUCUGCGGCUGCAUCACCUUACGCAACGACUGCACCAAAAGUUUUAUAUACCAUGGGCAAGUCUCGUGUGGGAAUGUAUUCAAUAGUUGAAACUAUUGGAGAAGGUACAUCGGGUCUUAGUCAAACCGGCACAACACAAUCUGCAAUCAUUAUGUAUGACAUGCCAUCAUUGAGUCCAGCAUAUCCACAUGCUCGCUACGGACAUUCCACAACAUUAUUGACAGAUAAUCAUCUCUUACUUUUUGGUGGCUGUCUAAGUGGUUACGGAAAAGGUGGUCCGUGUCCUUCGAAAGAUACUUGGUUAUUACAAAUCGAUCGUGGACAUUGGGAACGUUUGGGUGAAUGUCCAACGACCAAAACAGGUGCUGCUAUGGUUACACUUCCAUCGUAUAGUAUAUGUGCUUCCAUGGGUCAAAGUGCCGCAGAUGCAGCAGCAAACAUAAACGCAGGAGUUGAUCAACCAGUUGCUGUUCUAUGGAGUGGUCGUGAAACGAAUCCCUCGUCGAUUGUUACGUAUCCUAGUCCACGUGAUGAAAUAGCUGUUUUCAGUUUAAAUCAAAAAGAAUGGUAUUUGAAACGAGCGGCUCCAUCUCCAACUGAUGGAAGUUAUCCGAUGCAAAGAGAAGGAGCUGCUGUUGUGGCGGGUUGCUUUCAAGGUGCGCCGGGCAUGUUUGUUUUUGGUGGACGAGCAACAGCUGAUCGUCGUAUGCUUUCGGACCUUUGGUUUUUACAAGCAUCACCACAAGAUGCAUUGAGCGCGCCUGGUACUCGAAGCUGUAUCUAUCCGUUUUCGUUCUAUCAUCUUCACGGUGUAUUUCAAUUCUUGACCUAUGGUAUUGUCUUCCCAGCUGGGUAUCUUGUUGGUCGUCAUGGCACGAAUUUAUCGAUCAGACGGCCAUUACAUAUGAUUCUUCAACUUUCUGGUGUUGCAUUAGCCAUUUGUGGUUUCGCUUUUGGUGUUCAUUCAGUUCGUGCACCAGCAUGGCUUCACUUUCGACAUCCUCAUGCUAUUAUUGGUAUUAUCACAUUCAUAUUAACGAUCUUCCAAUUUGUUAUCGGAUUAUUUGGUGCUGCAUUUCUCAGAAGACGCUUACGUGGUAGAGAACGUCUCAAUGAAUCAAGUCAUAAAUCCAGUCAAGAACAACUUGAAUAUGAUACAUGGGCUGGUGAAGGUGCAUGGCGUAUUAUUCAUCGUACCCUAGGCGCAGUUAUUGUAUUACUUGGAUUGAUAAAUAUAACAUUGGGUGUUUUUCUUUCUGUCGUACAAUUAGCCGUCUGGGUGGUUUGGGUGAUAUUGCUGGGAAUUGCUAUCAUUGUCAUAGUUGUAUGGGAAAUUAUCACAUGCAUUCGUCAAGGUGGCCUUCGUAAAGGUGCCUCACUCAAAUUACCAGAAAGAAUGAUCGAAUACACGAUCUAUGAUACAACUCACAAACGAGAAGACCCCAAAGGGACGUCACAAACAUCGCUAAGAUAUUUCGAAGAGCCGUCACAAACAACAUUAGGAUCGAUACCACGUCGUAGUGUCGAUCGUAUACCACCACUUGAACGACUAACUCGUGAUACUACUCCUUAUCGACGUGGUACAGAUAGUCUAAAUGGUGAUACGAUACCAUUAGUAUCUACUCAAGCUCGUCAACGACCAUCUCGACUUAACGAUGUGAUUACAUCAGGAAAUCUUCCAGUUUACAAUCGUCCGAACGAGCGAGAUUAUUCAAUCUCGACGCGAAAAAGGAGUGGACCAAGUGAAAAUGAGGAUGCCGGCUAUUACGUCGGUUAUUCUCCUGAACAUGAACAAAUAUCAUUGCCACGAUCGACAGAACAGCAACAAGGCGAGCACAAUCUCACUCGAGUUAGGCUCCAAUAA
Adineta ricciae is the source of this 2493-nucleotide messenger RNA. The record is from the annotation of a GenBank genome assembly. Lineage: Eukaryota; Metazoa; Rotifera; Eurotatoria; Adinetida; Adinetidae.